Molecule: messenger RNA, 1288 nt
Organism: Esox lucius (northern pike)
Lineage: Eukaryota; Metazoa; Chordata; Actinopteri; Esociformes; Esocidae
Gene: peak3
Product: PEAK family member 3
Exons: 4
Coding region: 188-1288 (366 amino acids)
Biological process (GO): protein phosphorylation
Molecular function (GO): protein kinase activity
Source: RefSeq, a predicted model, not a curated record
ACAGCAGAUAAUUACAUUCUCACGAGAGGAAGAUAUAUAGACAGAGAAGGAGAGAACGAAAGAUUAAAAGAGAGGUUUUUUUUACAGGAACCCAUGCAAUACAAAAAGACACAUGGAGUUCCAUUACAGCUUGUCAGACUAAUAUUCUGACAGGUUCACGGUAUACAGGCAAUAGAUUUCUGCAGCGAUGGAUCAACCUCAUGGACCAGACAGAGAGAGAGAACCUCCAGCAUUACCUAUCAAACAGCGGAGGAGUCACUACUCGGGAGGUUCCAGUGUUAGUUCCAAUGUGGACCUAGAGUUGGAUAGGAGUGUCUCUAGCCUGUUGGGAUACCAUGCCCAUGAGGGCCAUAACUCCACAGAUGUGUUCCUUACUGCCACUGACUGCCAUGCUCCUCAAUGUCCCAUACACCAGCGCUAUGAUCCUUCUUACUGUCAUCAAGAGCGUUUUUUCUCAGAUAGUGUCACUCCACCACCAGUGCCCAAAAAAAGAUUGAUUCGUACCAUGUCUCUACCUGGGGUCCCCCUUUGUCCCCUCUCAACACCACCCGUACAGCCAUUAUCUCAGCUGAACUUUGAUACACCUGACGAACAGCUUUCCUACUUCUUUAGCAGUUUCUUCAACCAGGGGGACCUUUCUCGAGGUAUUCAGCAUCGCCACCUCCUGUUUCUUAGGAGUAUGGCACAGCGCCUGGAGGCCAGGGUUCUCCUGAAGAGAGAGUCCAAAGAAGGGGCUGGUCCAUUCCAGCCAAAAGACUUCCUGCUGUUUGAAAACAACCCACCCAUUCAGAUAGCAGGUUCACUCUACUACAGCCUGCAUACUCCAAAAUUUCCAGACAGAAUACUUGCUGCUAAGGGGCAGCUCAGAGCCCUGCUUGAGUACUGCCUGCACAUGAGUGACAGUGCUUCGGGUCAAAAUACACAGAGCUCAGAUAAUGCCAGCCAGAGGUCUCCAUACCAACCAGGGCUUCGUAAGCUAGCUUCCUGGCUUCAGGAUGAGAGCAGCAAACUGAAGAUAGCAGAAAUACUGGGGGUCCUACAGGCUGUACUCUGGGGUCCACGUGAGGCACUCUUCCGGGUAAACCCCAACAGGCUUUUCACGCUGCAGAACUGGCUGUCAGUCAAGCAGGCCCUUAUGUUGCUGAAACUGGCUGAGAGAGGGCUGAUUCAGGACCUGCUGGGUUUUGACUGGGAGCACUACCUUUGCCUGCAAUACAUCUCCUUUACAGACUCUGAGACUGUGAUGAAGAGCACGGCACGACUAGGACUCCACAACACAGAGGACUAG